GCAUAUCUCUAAAAGUGAAAAGUAAAAAAAUGUAUUAAAAGACAAACAAAAGAGUUCACUUCUCCUUCAAUUUGGGGUUGUUUGUUCUAGCUUCCUUUUUUUUUUCCUGACAUUUUGAAGCACUAAAUUAUGGUUUUGUCAUUUUCCUAAAAGGGGGUCAUUUCUCAACCUGUAAGAGUCAUUUUGGUGUUUUUUUAAGUUGAAAAAUGCCAGACAUUGAAGUGCUUGUGAAUGAUUUUGUUGCAAAGCUCAGUAAACGUAAGGUUGAAGGGUCACAAGCAACUGCUCGUUUAACGGCAGAGUUGCUUCGUUCUGUAGUUUCAUUGCAAAGACUGCCACCUAUCAAUCCAGCUGCAGUACUUAUUGAAGCUGUGAGGGGUAUAGGCGUAAAGUUAAUCGCUGCCAAUCCGGUUGAGCUUGCUGUUGGAAAUAUUGUUAGGCGUGUUCUUCAUAUUAUCCGGGAGGAGGAUCUUUCUCUUUUGGCCAGUAAAACAGGCGACUUAGAUUUAUCAGCUGCAAGUGAUGAUGAAGGAACCAUAGACCACGAUUGUGACCCAAUUCAGUCUGCUGCAGCAGCUGCAGCUAAAAGCUUUUUACGAUCUCCCUCAUUGCAUGCACUUCUGGAGAAUAUGCCCGAUAAAGCUUUACCGAGUAACAUAUACACCUCCUCUUCGGGUGGAGAUUCUGAAGAGAAAAGCAAAGCUGAUAAACUUGCCAGGACUCGGAAGUUAAAACAUGACGUCAUUGAGGCAAUUAACAUACUAAUUGAAGAUAUUGAUACUUGUCAUGAGCUGAUCGCAGAGCAGGCAGUUGAGCAUAUUCAUCAAAAUGAAGUAAUACUAACAUUAGGUAGUUCAAGAACUGCCUUGGAAUUCCUCUGUGCCGCAAAAGAGAAAAAACGGUCUUUCCGGGUGGUUGUUGCAGAGGGUGCGCCAAGGUACCAGGGGCAUGCUCUUGCAAAAGAGCUGGUAGGAAGAGGUCUACAAGCUACAGUCGUAACAGAUUCUGCUAUUUUUGCAAUGAUUUCUAGAGUAAAUAUGGUUAUAGUGGGAGUUCAUGCAAUGAUGGCCAAUGGUGGUGUUAUUGCACCUGUUGGUAUGAACAUGGUCGCACUUGCUGCUCAAAAGCAUGCUGUUCCAUUUGUAGUAGUUGCCGGCAUUCACAAGUUGUGCCCUUCAUAUCCACACAAUCCAGAGGUUUGUCUUAAUGACAUGAGAUCCCCUGCUGAACUUCUGGAAUUUGGGCAAUUUUCCAAUUGCAUGGAUUUUGGAAUGGAUAGUAGGGCUCCUCUUGUUCAAGUUGUUAACCCCGGUUUUGACUACGUGUCAGCUGAGCUUGUUAGCCUUCUCAUCACCGACAUUGGAGGCCAUAACCCAUCAUAUAUGUAUCGUCUCAUUUCCGACUACUACUCAGCUGAUGAUUUUGAUUUACAAGGGAGACAACGUAAAUGAAGGUGAUUGGAGUAGAAGUUACAGCCAGAAAUGGCUUCCUUACAUAGAAGAAUGUCGCUGUGCACCUUGACUCAACGGACAGUUGUUGAUGGCUGCAGAGUGUGGAACAGAUGGGACUGAGAUUAACCAAAAAUCAAAUGGAAAUUGUUAAGCUUUUUCCAUGUGGUUGUUCUGUUUGCUUAAAGGAUAGCUCUAAGUGAGCUUUAGCUGAAAUACUCUUCAUCAUACUGUAGUCUGUUCAGUCUAUGUUUGACUUGUUUACUGUAAGAUCCCAAAGGUGGUAAUACUAGCUUGUUUUCUUCUUGUUAUAGAUGAAUGUGCCUUUUUUUUUC
Molecule: messenger RNA, 1783 nt
Organism: Nicotiana tabacum (common tobacco)
Lineage: Eukaryota; Viridiplantae; Streptophyta; Magnoliopsida; Solanales; Solanaceae
Biological process (GO): translational initiation
Cellular component (GO): eukaryotic translation initiation factor 2B complex
Molecular function (GO): guanyl-nucleotide exchange factor activity; translation initiation factor activity
Source: RefSeq, a predicted model, not a curated record